AUGUCUGUCAAAUUUCUCGGAGACAACACUACCACUGUCCAACUUGGUCCAGCCGUGAAGGACAUCAAGUUCGUAUACGAGUCUGGUGACUCUGUUAUCGCAGAAGGGUCAAAGGCCAACCUACACGGUGACGCAGAUGAGGCCUAUGUCACCUACAACAACGGCACUAUCAAGCGCUUCCAGGUCACAACCGGCUAUGUCUUCAAAAAGAGUGCUUCUGCCACGGUCCAAUUCUCGAUUGCGCAGACCACCAUUUCCGUUAUCAGCGAAGCUGGUCUCGGAGCCGAGCUCAAGCUUGUUGUUUAG
This is a messenger RNA of Fusarium venenatum, 306 nucleotides long. RefSeq lists its product as uncharacterized. Lineage: Eukaryota; Fungi; Ascomycota; Sordariomycetes; Hypocreales; Nectriaceae. The record is from RefSeq and is a predicted model, not a curated record.